Lymnaea stagnalis (great pond snail) is the source of this 7004-nucleotide messenger RNA. NCBI's taxonomy places the organism in Eukaryota, Metazoa, Mollusca, Gastropoda, Lymnaeidae. The record is from the annotation of a GenBank genome assembly.
GUUUAAAAAAGAAAAUGGCUUCCGUUGCAGACAAUGUAGAAAUUAAAUAAUUGUUGGAAUUUUUGUUGGAUUUUUAACAGAUUGUGCAACUCAAUAAGAUGAAUUCUAUUUCAAACCGAGGGAUGAGUGAUGUCUUAGAUGAUUUUGUGGGUUUAGAUGUUUUUGACGAAGAAUGUACAUCAUCUAAACGUCCGACAUGCGAUCGAUGCAAGUAUGUUAAUUUUAAGUAUUUAAUGGCCAGCAGAGUCUGAUGCACUUAUUAAAUUAUUAUUAAGUCUAAGUCAUUCACUUACACUUGAUACUCAGUGAAACUGAUUAAUUAAUCUGAAUAUGUACUUUUUGCGUGAUCAUUCUUGUCCUGUUGUGUGUUAGUGUUACUGAUAAGUUAUUGCUUCCUAAAGCUAAAGACAAAGACGAAAGUCUAGUUCAGUUGUUACAACUACAUGACAAACAAAUCAUUCAUACAUGUUACAGUUACAUGAUGGUACAUUUUAUGAAUGUUAAAUUUAAAUGCAUUUUUUUUAAAAAUAUGAUUCAUAUUAUAUUCAUUCAUUUUAUAAUUUAUUGGAUCAGACUUUGACAUUCAGUGACACUGACAUCUCAUACUCAUUGGUUGUUGUUAUUAAAGUAUAGCCUACUUUUUUAAAAUUUUAUAAUUUAUUGAUUAUUGAAACUGAUUCCCUAGAGUUGCACCAGAACGAUUUACUGGGUUAGAAUGAUGUCCUUUCCCAUCUAUCACGGAGUGCCUGAGAGCUAUUUUUGCCAAAAAAUAAUCAUAAUCUGACAACAGAUAGUUAAUACGAAAUAAAUUUAAAUGACACUUUCCAUUCAGUUUUGAUUAAAAUUCAACUUAUGAGGUUCAAUAGAAAUAAAAAUAGAAACUAAUCAUUGCUGAUACCCAAAGAUGAACACCAAAAAAAAAAAGACAAGCACAUAGCAUGGUUAAAAGUGCUGUUUUUAUAUUGGUUGAAAACAAAGUACCUGUAUCCACUAUCCCUGUUGCGUUACAGCCCAUGUAGGGCUUUGGCCUGCCUGACUACUUCCUUUCACUCAGACGUAGCUAAGGCUUUACUUUUCCAUGCUUGGAUUACCAGUUGUUGAAGAUCUUUUUCCAUAUCAUCCAUCCAUCAAAGCCUAGGUCUGCCUUUUAGUCGUUUUCCUCUGGGGAUUUGAUAUCCAUUUAUCGGUAUAUAAUGUCACAAUCUAACGGGACAUUUCAACAUUUCUGGGAAUGGGUGACCUCUCUCCCAAAUUUCAUUUUAAAAAAAUAAGAAACAAAAAAAUUUCUAGGGAGAGGAGACCCCAGAAUAUGAUAUACAUGUGAGAAUCACUGUAAGCACAAAAUUUAAUUGAUUUUUUAUUUUAGUAACUUAUAUCAUAUAGCAAUACAGGACACCAGCAUUGUAAAUUGAAAAUAUUGGUUAAUAAUUAAAUUUCUAAAAUGAUAGCGGACAAUUUUUAAAAUUAAAUUCGCCUAAACAUUUAUUUUACGUCUUUGGGCUUGGCCUACUGCUACUACAGUUACAUUGGGCUACGCUGGCUACAUACCUUAUCUGGCUACAUACCUUAUCAUCCAAUAUUUGUUACAAUUCACUUAUAUUUAUUGACCGUUGUAUUAUUGUGCAUCUAUAGGACUUAUCAUUAUUACAAAGGCGUAUAGGAUUAGUUAUGACUAGGCCGAUUAUAGGAUAUUUUUAAAGCCUAGGCCUACUUACUUAUCCAGUUGACCUAUACACAUAGGCAUAGGCCUACUGAACCUUAUAGCAGUAUGUAGGCCUAGUAAUGGUAGUGUGACUAGUGUACUGUGAUGUCUGACUUAGACUAAAAGUCUUGUUGAAAACACCCAAAUAAUGUUUGGCUAACAAAAUGUAUCAUUUAGGUUUCGAUUUAGGUUUAGGCCUAUUCGAUACCAAUAUUUAUAAAAUAUAUAAUUUGAAAAACUAUGCCUGCUCUUGUUCUUUGUUUAAUUCCAAUUGCAGUACUAAUUUUGGUUAAAAUUGGGAACUUGCCAAUGAUUAGGCAGACGUUUGCUCCAUGGCUACCAUUUUUUGAAAAUUGAUUUAUUUCAUGGUUUAAGAGAGCAUAUCAGUGAUCAGGGUUGAUUAUAUGAAUUAGAUAUUUUCAUUGUUCUGAAGGGCUCACUGAACAAUGUUUGUAUAUUAGGUCUAUUUUUGUUUAGGUCAAAUAAUUAAUAUUCCUAAAUGCUGACACACACUUUUCAACUCAUUUCAGUCAUAAUACUGACACAUACUGUUCAACUCAUAUCAUUCAUGGUUCAUAUGCUUUGAGAUUUCUGCAUUAAAUCAAACUGUCACAAUCACAUUGUCUUGUAAAUCAUACCAGAGGCGUAGUGGUCUAAUAGUGACUAAUACUUUAUUACACACGAUCACAAUAAUUAUAAUAGUCAAUAUGAACAUACUAAAUCCAAAAACACUUGGAAUGUAUCAUGCGUAUUUCAAUACUAGCUUCUCGGUAAAUUUCUUUACUUGAUUAAGUGUUAACACACUGUAAAUCUUAAUUUAAACAUAAACGUUUCUGUUCAAUCUUCUUACAUAAAUAUUGUAGAUUAACUGCCGUAUCAUUCAAGCAAGCUCCAUUUUGUUUCCGUCCUUGCUCUCUUCUGAUUAGCCAGUUUUCUCUAAGUCCCCAUACUCUGUAUAUUCCAUAAGUAAUCACUCCCAAAUUACUUGAGUAAAACAGAGUAGGGUUAAACCUGAAAAAAGAAACGCAACAAAACAACGAACGUUUCGGCAGAAAGCCUUCGUCAGUGAACAAAACAACAGAAAAAAACGGUAUAAAAAUAAGAAAUAUCACUUAGCUUUGACAUAGUAUCCAUGAGCAGCAAGAGAAAUGUGACAGAAAGUAAGUGAGGGAGAGAUUAAAUAGGAAAGAGCGAAAGAAAAGAGGAGAAAAAAGUCCACUGCGAUAGGUCAGGACGUUGAGGGGCGGAGCAAGGGUCAAGCUGUGAAAAGAGACAUGACAUUAUCCCAUGUGGUGUCAAAGUACCAUAAGUCAGGAUAACCUGAUUGCAGUCUCUCCCCUAAUUACCCUCCCAAAUUACUUAUUUCCCAUAUAUUCAUAUCUGUGACACAAACAUCCAUGUUGGUUUUAGUAGAUAUGUCCAACACAAAAUAAACUAUUUAUAAUAAAGUAAGACCAUGUCAUUUAUUUAAGUUUUAUUCCAAUUGUAGGAGACCACUCACUGUUUGCUGGUGUCCAUUUCUUCCACACAAGCCAUUGGCAAUAGCAACAAAUUUGUACAUUUUACAGCACCCCUAUGAGGUAAAGUCUACUGUAACUGUGCCAUUGAGACUAGUAUGAAAACACCAAGUACCACUACACAAUGCACGCUAGUAUGAAAACACCGAGCACCACUACACAAUGCAGGCUAGUAUGAAAAUACUGAGCACCUCUACACAAUGCACACUAGUAUGAAAACACUGAGUACCACUACAAUGCACUUCAUCAUUUUAUUUAACAUUUUAAUUUUAAAAACUCUGCCAUUAAUUUACUUAACCAUGUCUGAUUGUAACUCAAGUACAUAAAUUGUUAAAUAUAGGAAUCCCGAUGUCUGCGUACAGUUCCUAUUUUACAGAACAGCAUUGUUCCAGAAAAAUGCCAAGUUAUAAGAGGGAAACGAUUUUCUCAAUCAAGGUAAUUAAAUAAUAUAAGUAUUGUACUCAAAUUGUAAUACUUUCUUUGAGAGUUGGACUCAAAUCAUAACACUAUCUGUGAGAAUUGGACUCAAAUCUUAACACUUUCUGUUACUAUAACAAGGUUGCUUUGUUAUUCUUAAUUAAUAAAAAUCACUAUAUAUGAAACUUAGCUUACAGAAAAAACAACAUAUGCACAUACAGAUAUGUUUUCCCCCCAGAAUAAAUGUUUCAUUUCAGUAAUCUGUAAGUAGUAAAUUCUUUUUGACAAAACCACGUUGAUGUUUUAAAUCAAGACUAUUACAGAAUCAUGAUACCUAUAUUUAUUAAUGUGUGUUGCUCAUCAAUAACUAUAUUUCCAGAUUCCCAGAGUUAAUUUCUGUGUUUGAUUCAUCAAAUACCCUGUUAUUAUACCCAGGAGAUGAUGCUGUGGAUAUAUCUGAGGUACCCACUGAGGUCAGCUACAAUUUGGUGUUUCUUGAUGGUACAUGGGCACAAGCUAAGGGCAUCUAUUCACAAAAUCCAAUUUUGAAAACUUUAAAAAAAGUGAGCAGAGAAUAGCUGAGAUUAUGCUAUCAUAUAAUUGUGUUGUCAGUUGUGCUGAAUGAUGUAAUCAUAUAAUUGUGUUGUCAGUUGUGUUGAAUGAUGUAAUCAUAUAAUUGUGUUGAAUGAUGUAAUCAUAUAAUUGUGUUGAAUGAUGUAAUCAUAUAAUUGUGUUGAAUGAUGUAAUCAUAUAAUUGUGUUGUCAGUUGUGCUGAAUGAUGUAAUCAUAUAAUUGUGUUUUCAGUUGUGUUGAAUGAUGUAAUCAUAUAAUUGUGUUGAAUGAUGUAAUCAUAUAAUUGUGUUGAAUGAUGUAAUCAUAUAAUUGUGUUGUCAGUUGUGCUGAAUGAUGUAAUCAUAUAAUUGUGUUUUCAGUUGUGUUGAAUGAUGUAAUCAUAUAAUUGUGUUGAAUGAUGUAAUCAUAUAAUUGUGUUGUCAUUUGUGCUGAAUGAUGUAAUCAUAUAAUUGUGUUUUCAGUUGUGCUGACUGAUGUAAUCAUAUAAUUGUGUUGUCAGUUGUGUUGAAUGAUGUAAUCAUAUAAUUGUGUUAUCAGUUGUGUUGAAUGAUGUAAUCAUAUAAUUGUGUUGUCAGUUGUGUUGAAUGAUGUAAUCAUAUAAUUGUGUUGUCAGUUGUGUUGAAUGAUGUAAUCAUACAAUUGUGUUGCCAGUUGUGUUCAAUGAUGUAAUCAUAUAAUUGUUUUGUCAGUUGUGCCUAUGAUGUAAUCAUAUAAAUUGUUUUGUCAGUUGUGCCUAUGAUGCAAUCAUAUAAAUUGUUUAGUCAGUUGUGUAUUGGGUAACUUGUAAUGCUAUUGAUGUAUUUCUCCAAUGAAUAAGAUAUUCUGUUUUCCCCUUCACCAUGACAGGUACAAAUAAAAGUUGAACAAAAAAGCAAAUAUGUGAUACGCACCCAACCCAGUGAUCUAUCCUUAUCUACAUUAGAGACGGCUGCCAUCGCCAUUGCAGCAUUAGAAUGUAGGCCUGAAAUCUAUGAGGUGAGCUAAACGUCAACUAUUUAGUUCAUCAAAUUGCUUUUUUUCAAGACAAGUAGGUGUUGAGAUUGUUUACAGUAGACAGUCAAGUAGAGUAGUUAUGAGAUUGUUAACACAAGACAGUAAGUAGUGUGGGUAUUAGAUUCUUUACACAAGACAGACAAGUAGUGUGGGUAUUAGAUUGUUUACACAAGACAGACAAGUAGUGUGUGUAUUAGAUUGUUUACACAAGACAGACAAGUAGUGUAGGUAUUAGAUUGUUUACACAAGACAGACAAGUAGUGUGGGUAUUAGAUUCUUUACACAAGACAGACAAGUAGUGUGGGUAUUAGAUUGUUUACACAAGACAGACAAGUAGUGUGUGUAUUAGAUUGUUUACACAAGACAGACAAGUAGUGUGGGUAUUAGAUUGUUUACACAAGACAGACAAGUAGUGUGGGUAUUAGAUUGUUUACACAAGACAGACAAGUAGUGUGGGAAUUAGAUUGUUUACACAAGACAGUAAGUAGUGUAGGUAUUAGUUUCUUUAAUGAAAACACUUUGCUGUUAAAGUUGAAACUUUGUAAAUUUAGAGAUUUCAUUGGUGAUAUAAAAAAAAACAUGCCAAUAAAAACAGCUUGAUUUUUCUAAGAGAGAAUUUUUGGCAGUCAAAUUCGUUUUUUAUUACUUUUCAUCAGUAGUAGUUUAUAUUAAAUAAUCUAGAACUGUUUAUGUGCUAAUUUCUGUCUUAUCUUGUUGAACUGUUUACAUGCUGAUAUGUGUCUCAACAUGGUUAACUUUUUAUAUGCUGAUAUGUGUGUCAACUUGGUGAACUGUGUAUGUGUGAAAUCUGUCUUAAAUUGGUGAACUGUUUAUGUGCUGAUAUGUGUGUCAUCUUGGUGACAAUAUUCUCAAUUUAACUUGUUUAUUUCAAAGACUUGUUGAACAUUAAGAUUUGUUGCUACUAGCAUUGCUGUAUUAUCUGUCAGAUCCUAAGCCAUCCCCUUGUGGCUUUGUGCAACUUCCAACUGCAGCACGGGGCGGCAGAGCAUCAAAGUAAAGAAUACAGGGUGGAACACGGUCUGUGGACUAAACCUUUACCUCGGUCGGUACAGAAGAGACUGGCACAGAAAUGGGCGAAAGAGAAAGAGUCUUGUAUAUAACACUGGCUGUAGAAUAAGUGCUUUUGUAUUCAGUCAAGUAAAUCUUGUGCUUAAUUCAUUAAAAAAAUUGAUUAUAAAAGCAUAUUUAUAAAAUGUUUGCGAUAUGUUUUGGGUACCUCUGUCAUUAUGUUUGUCUGACCAUUUCUGAACAUUGCUACCAAGUUGCUUUAUUCUUUAAUGGCAUGUGUCAAAUGUGUUCAUCAAAUAUUAGUCCAUCAAAUCUCUCUCUUGUAAAAUGAACUGACAUGUAUUUGUGUUCUACUGUCCUGUCAUUUUCUAUGGUUCUGUCAUGUUCUACUCUCUUUGAUGUUCACUGUACAGUGAUGCAAUGGCAUAGCUAGGGAUUUGGGGGGCUAGGCCUCUUUAUGGGCCCCUGCAUUUUGACAUUCAACAUUAUUUAAUGUAAAAAAAAUAAAUUCGGACACUCCUUUGGAGGCCCCCCUCAAGUAGUGGCCCAGGGGGGGACUUUCUAAUUUGGCCCCCUCCCCUAGCUACACCACUGCUGUGAUGUUCUACUGUGCUGUGGUGUUCUACUGUGCUGUGGUGUUCUACUGUACUGUGGUGUUCUACUGUACUGUGGUGUUCUACUGUACUGUGGUGUUCUACUGUACUGUGGUGGUCUACUGUACUGUGAUGUUCUACUGUACUGUGAUGUUCUACUGUACUGUGAUGUUCUACUGU